CGCCAAAGCUCAAUCAGAGUCCCGGCCACCCAACUCCAGAAUCUCUAAGACGAACGCCAUGUCUCAACCCGAUCCGCUCAGCUGGACUCUGUUGUUCAAGAAGCACAGAACGACCGUGCUUCUGAUGCUCCCUCCAUCCGAAACGGUCGCCGCCGCCAAAAAUGCACUACUCCGAUCCCUUCAAGCUCGCGGCCUGACCGAUAUCAACGGGGAUGUCAUUCCAGUAAACGCUUCUGACAUUGAACUUGGGAUUCCGGUAGACAGGAAUGAUCUGGAGAAGGGCUGGACAAGACUUGAGGCUGAUGACCCCGACUUCAAUGUCGCUGAUGCGCCCAAACGAGGAGCCGGAAAGAAGGCAGCCGGCUCGCUCACCCUGUUAGCUGCCGAUCUCAAGAAUGGUCAAUCGAUCGCCUUCAGGUUUCAGAAGAGUACAGGAGAGGAGUCUGAGAAGAACGAAGAGUUGGCAGAUCAAGACUUAGAAGAUCCAGGCUGGGAUGUUGUCCUCCCAGCCUUUGAAGACGAAGAAGAGGAUCAAAAUUAAUUGCCAUGUCUGAUUGACGUUGGUUGCAUAUGGAAACCCAAGUAUAUUGCACGCUUCCUCACACCGGAUAAGCCAGUCAUGCUCAAGUCAGAUGACGGACAGUCCAGAGAUCUCAGUUAUAUUGCGAUCUUAGGCCAGGGUUGUUACCAAGUCUUAAACAACAAGCCUAUCUAGAUCGCGUAGCCCAUCUCGUUGGAGAGCAGACGGCUUUAGUGAGUUUUCGCGGACAUUGCUUCAAUCCUUUUUAUCUGACUAGGG
This is a messenger RNA of Aspergillus homomorphus CBS 101889, 799 nucleotides long. RefSeq lists its product as uncharacterized. Bases 59 to 541 code for a protein of 160 amino acids. Lineage: Eukaryota; Fungi; Ascomycota; Eurotiomycetes; Eurotiales; Aspergillaceae. The transcript is spliced from 3 exons. The record is from RefSeq and is a predicted model, not a curated record.